Messenger RNA from Cajanus cajan (pigeon pea), 411 nucleotides. The record is from RefSeq and is a predicted model, not a curated record. Lineage: Eukaryota; Viridiplantae; Streptophyta; Magnoliopsida; Fabales; Fabaceae.
AUGGUUGAUUAUAAACUGAUGAGCACACCACUUGAAGCCAAGACCAAGAUCGGGUCAAAUAACACUCCCCUUGAUGCUCCAAGUUACUUUCAUGGGCUUGUUGGAGCCUUACAAUAUCUCACUCUCACUCGCCCUGACCUUUCAUAUAGUGUUAACUAUGUGUCCCAAUUCAUGCAUUCUCCUACAAUUAUGCAUUUAAAAAUGGUUCGACGCAUCUUAAGAUAUGUGAAAGGAACUAUCGAUGUGGGUCUCCACUUCACUUCUAACACUACACUUGAUCUUUUUGCCUUUUCUGAUGCAGAUUGGGUAGGUUUUCCUACAACUCGGCGUUCUACCACUGGUUAUUGCACAUUCCUUGGAGGAAACCCCAUCUCAUGGUGCGCAGAAACAACACACAGUCUUCCACUCUAG